GAGACUAAACAUUACGCAGAGGAAGAAGAAGAAGCACUUCCGCAGUGUCACGGUUCAUUCAAGCCUCGUCUAAACUGUUAGACUCAGCAGUUGGUUUUGUUAAAAAAUGACUAAAAUCAAAGACAAAAGGAAAGAAAAAGUCAGCGUCGCCACUGAGAUUGACCGACUGGAGGAGCGACGGGCGCGUUGCCAUGACAACCUGGACAGGGCGGAGUUUAGGAGCAGGAAGGAGCAACUCUCUGAUAUGAAGAGGCAGGAACUGGAAGAAGAAAUGACAAUCAUUAAGGAAAGGAUGCAAAAAUUAGACAAAGAGCUGUCGACUUUAAGAAGCGAGAAUCGAAAGAACAUGCUCCUGUCAGUUGCUCUACUCGCUGUCAGCGCUCUACUCUACUUUGUGUUUUUCGAUAGUGAAGAAAACUCAUGAUGUCACACAGUUUCUUAAAGGGACCUUUUGAAUGAACAACAACUUCUAGAUUUUUUUAAGAUAUGUGAAAAAGGUGCAAAUGUGUGCUGAUGAAACACCUCGGAUCUGCCUUUAGAUGGCAGCAUUUCAUCAUCUGGCCAUUGGUCUGUUUUAAUCCUGCAGUCCACCACAGCUUCUUUAACUGAUGAUUAACCAUGUUGGAACAGUUGAUAAUGGUCUGUUCUUCCAUCUACAUUUAUUUCUCAGUAGAGCUGAUUUUAUCUCACUUCUCUCUGUUUAUUAUUUCAGCAGCAGCAUUUUUUUCAUGCUAUUUGAAUAGUUACACGUGGUUAUCGGGUAACAAAAUUGAAUGAUUCAUCCAUGUGUGAUUCACCCGUUAUCCCAUGAUAAUCACAAAGCACAUGUUGGACUGGAUCUGCACAUGGUCACGACUGAAUUACCUGUAAAGUAACACUUGUAACCCAAGAGUGACUUUAAUUCAGUUUAUAUGUAGUUACUUUUAUUAUUUUACAGUUAAUUAUGAAAUUCAAGAUGACAAAGAACCAAGAGACAUCGUCUCGUGCCAUAAAUAAAUAAAUGAAUGUAAUGUUACUGUAUGUUAUAUAUUGGUAUUACUUGGUGCCAAUUAAGACAGUUCUUAAAGUGCAUGAUCCCUGUUCUGUAAGCAACUACACAACAAACUGAGAUUAUAAUGGUUUUCUUUUCAAAUGUGAGCAGUUUUGUUGUUAAUUGUUUUACAGUUUCAUCGCACUCUUAUGAAUACAGAAGAUCUUUAAUGUCUUUGAGAUAACUAUUAUUAAAGCACAGUUAGGUUUGUCCUUUGCAGUGCAUUUAAAAGUAUAUUUAUAAAAAUCAGUAGUAGAGUUCUUCACAUUGUUAAUGUUAUAAUAAACUUUUCUACUGAAACUUGUUCUCAAAACACCAAAUUAAUGCAUUAGUUUGAUGCUGGAGACAGGAUUAGAAGAGUACUUGUCCAUCCAUGUGUGUUUAGCAUUGUAUGAGAGGAUAAUCCGAGAAUAGUCUCAGUGUUCCGAGAGGAUAAAAAUGUACAAGAGUGUGGCUUUCAUAAUAAUCAAGACUCAUUUUAUCCUGUCUCCUCUUUAAUACACAUUUUCCAAUUAAGGACUUAAACAGACCUAAAAAUAAUAGCCUAAUUGCAAUCAUCUAGAUAAUUCCAGUUUCAACUGUAUGACGGCAGAAACGUGUGAAUCAGUUCAUCAGUUAGUUUUCUUUUUCAUAAUACGUUUCUGCCUCAUGUAAAACAUGAGCUGAUGAUUCUCUUUCACAUUUAUUCCUGUUCUGCCUUUGAAAGGUGCAAAUAAAAACAAUUAUUCCUGUA
Solea solea (common sole) is the source of this 1763-nucleotide messenger RNA. RefSeq names its product coiled-coil domain containing 167 (gene ccdc167). The transcript is spliced from 4 exons. The coding region runs from base 107 to 424 and encodes 105 amino acids. NCBI's taxonomy places the organism in Eukaryota, Metazoa, Chordata, Actinopteri, Pleuronectiformes, Soleidae. The record is from RefSeq and is a predicted model, not a curated record.